Molecule: messenger RNA, 618 nt
Organism: Musa acuminata subsp. malaccensis (wild Malaysian banana)
Lineage: Eukaryota; Viridiplantae; Streptophyta; Magnoliopsida; Zingiberales; Musaceae
Source: RefSeq, a predicted model, not a curated record
UGUCAUGGAGUCUCUCAUCAGUAUAUAGCAGUUGUCUCCACCUCCAUCGCUUCCACCAAUCCAGCUCACAUGAUCAUGGAAACGGAGUCUGCCAAGUGCGAGUGCUGCGGGCUGGAGGAGGACUGCACUGAGGAGUACAUCAGCAGGGUGAAGGCCGACUUCGGUGGGAAGUGGCUGUGUGGGCUGUGUUCGGAGGCGGUGAGAGAUGAGGCGGGGAAGGGGAAUGGGAGGAGGAAGAAGGGUUAUGGAGGAUUGGAGGAGGCUGUGAUGGCGCAUGCGUCGUUCCGUAGGAGGCCUCACUCCAACCCAGCAAUAGACGUAGUUGACGGGAUGAGGCGGAUGCUGUGGCGGCGGCGGAGGUCGGUGGACAAGCCAUCGGCCUCGUCGCCUGGGAACCCGGUGAGCCCGUCGCAGGCGGCCGACGAAGCGACCAGAGUUGCAGUCCUCCGGUAGCCGACGGUCGAGGAUUCUCUUCCCUGCGCGGAAGAUGUAGUCUCACCGAAGCUUUAGGAUUUUGGUUUCAAAUGAUAUCGGCAAUUUCUCUAUCUUUUCCUUAAGAUUAGUUUCUUUUCCGUAAAUUAGUCUCGACUCGAACUGAAUCAUUUCAUGAGCUCAACG